Molecule: messenger RNA, 2860 nt
Organism: Drosophila simulans
Lineage: Eukaryota; Metazoa; Arthropoda; Insecta; Diptera; Drosophilidae
Product: RNA-binding protein MEX3B
Exons: 2
Coding region: 151-2034 (627 amino acids)
Molecular function (GO): RNA binding
Source: RefSeq, a predicted model, not a curated record
UCAUAGAGUGAGUUCAAGUUCUCUAUCUAGUUCCAUAUCAUCCGUCUACUUCUCAUCGGCUUUCGUGGCACCGAGCUCCUCCUCAUUGCGCGAGAUUGCUGUUGCACCGGGUUUCAUUUCGCUUCAAAAAGGGACAAGAUUGCAACUACCAUGGCGGCUCAGGUCACACCAAAGAUCGCUACUAGCAUUAACUCGAAAGGGUCUAACCAGAAAAAAAAUCCAGCACAUCACGAUAUGUCUGAACAAUCUAAAGUCAAUGAAUCAACGCUACCACUAUCCGAAGAUCCGAGGACACUGCAAUUGGCAUUGGAACUAUCAUUGGUCGGAUUUAACGACAAUCAAAAUUGCUAUGCGCAGCCUGCUCAACCGCUACCAAUGCCCCUAAGUGCAAGAAGUGACUUUGAAAUAGGGACCAUCAACAGCACGCUACCAAUUCCAUCGUCAACGAACUGUCUUCUGUUACCGAAUGCCGGCGCCGUCAGUUCAGAAGAUCGAUCUAAGAAGUCGCAAAAUAUGACCGAAUGUGUUCCAGUCCCCAGUUCUGAACAUGUAGCGGAAAUAGUGGGCAGGCAGGGGUGCAAAAUUAAAGCUUUGAGAGCCAAAACCAACACUUACAUCAAGACACCAGUUCGAGGAGAGGAGCCUGUGUUCGUUGUGACUGGUCGUAAGGAAGAUGUAAACAAGGCUAAACGUGAAAUACUCUCCGCUGCCGACCACUUUAGCUUAAUUCGCGCAUCACGUAAGCCUGUAAGUGAUAGUCAGAACAAUGGAAUGGUAGGAAGUGCGAAUAGCUCCGGUGGUGGUGCAGUUCCCCGCAUGUCAGGUCCCCCUUGUAUGCCUGGACAGGUUACCAUACAGGUACGUGUACCCUAUCGGGUAGUUGGACUCGUUGUUGGGCCAAAAGGUGCUACGAUCAAACAUAUUCAACAAGAGACGCAAACUUACAUUGUGACACCAUCGCGAGAAAAGGAACCAAUUUUUGAAGUGACAGGCUUGCCAGACAACGUUGAUACUGCACGAAAGCAAAUAGAAGCUCAUAUUGCCCUUAGAACUGGGAGCGGAUCUGGAAGUGGUGAUGCUAUUACUAUGCAAAUUAGUGAUUCGGUUGAGACUAAAGAAUACGCGUCACUGCCUUCAUUAACUCAAAUUUUAAAUGAUGAUUUAAAUUCGGAAAUUCUAUCGUCCAUAUACAAAAAUUCCCUUGCGUCUACGCAGGAGUAUACAAAUAAUUCAAUGAAGACGGUUGUAAACGUAAGCAAUUCAGUGAAACUUGUGCAAGGACAUCAUACUGGGAACUGUUUUCAAAAAUCAGAGUUUGCUGAGAUGGAAAUGGCAGCAAAUAUAACAGCAACAGAUAUAUUAGACAAACGUCUUCCUGGAAAUGAAGUUUCGGUGCCUUUGGCCAAAGCUAAUGCUGCUAAUAUUGUUUUUCGCACUACGUCUAGUAAAACAUUGUCUUUCUGUCCUCCCACAUCUACAUCGGCAUCGUUUCAUUCCAACUGUAAUGCAAAUAUUUUAACAAGAUCUUGUUCAUCUGCUUCUUCUACCACUUCUACAAAGAGUACCAACAAUAGCGCCAAUACACCUCCAGAAAUAUUAAAUAUAUGGAAAAGUAUUAGUGAUUCAAUUGACGUUGACGAGGGUAUAGGGGACUCUCCUAGUAUUUGGAACCAACCGGCAAAUAUCAUACCCACAGCUCACUGCUCGCCCACAAUAUCAAUUAGUCCUACCGACUCACUUUUAGGUAUGGGUGAACAUUCUGCAAACCAACAAAAUCUGAAACAUGCUAAAGAGCCCACUAUGUCUAAUAUCCCCCAGAAGAUAAAAGCCAUUCAAGUGCAAUCUAACGCAGAAAAUUUUUUAGUUCAUCGGGAAUGCUAUGUAUGUAAUGAAAAUACUGUUACCACAGCUUUGGUUCCUUGUGGUCACAAUAUGUUUUGUAUGGAGUGCGCUAAUCACAUCUGUCUUUCUAUGGAUGCAGUUUGUCCGGUUUGUAAUUCUAUUGUUUACCAUGCAAUGCGGAUUUUAGGAUAAUUUGAAUUUUCUGUAUUUAAUAUUUGUCAGUUUUUAGUUGGUCGGUUACACAUCUAGUCGUGGCUUCCGUGAAGUCUAUUAACAUUAGUUGAACAUUCAGGGAUUAAAGGGAUUCCUUAAUUUAAAAUUAACUGCUGUCUAUAAUAAACCAAUUCCAGGAAUAUUUUUAAAUUUUCUGGGGACAAGACACAAAUUUAAUAUUAUAAUUUUUUUAAACGUGAUGUCAACUUUAUAUAACGUUUGGCGAUUCUCUGUUGCAAAUAUUUUAAAUAGCAUUUUACAAGUCUUUGACAAUUUUUAAAACUUUAAGUUCAAAUAAUGAAUAUUGUGCAGAAAUAAUUUUUAAUAAUACUGCCAGUUGUUGCGGUUUUAUUAAGUGAAUAUUCUCAUACUGAUUUUAUAAACAUAAUAUCAAUUUCUAAAAAAUCGUAUUGCUUAUCAGUACUCCAAAUAUUGAAUAUUAUAGUUAUUUUUUCUUAAAUCAAUCCAUAUUCAAACAAAAAGUGAGUUUUGGCUAGUGGUCCGUUUUGAUUUUCCAAAAAAUCUCUAGCACUUCGGUUCGGUUCAGCCAUAAUAGGAAUACCCCUUUAAACCAUUUUAAAAAGUUUACGAAGUUAUAUUCAACAGCUUUCAUCUAAUACAGUUUUCAACGAAAAGUAUAACUAUAUUCUUUCUUUCUACAGAGAGUGUGACAUUUUAUUUUGAAGUUUGCGCUGUCUUACAGAAAUCUUCAUCCCAUGGAACAGCUCAAAAAGAAACUUUUGGAAAUGAGCGAAUAAAAAAGUUUUGUUGUUAUACCCCGUUACUAGUAGAAGGAUUAGUAUAC